Messenger RNA from Enhydra lutris kenyoni (northern sea otter), 2664 nucleotides. RefSeq names its product FK506 binding protein 10 (gene FKBP10). Gene Ontology annotation, molecular function: calcium ion binding; peptidyl-prolyl cis-trans isomerase activity. Lineage: Eukaryota; Metazoa; Chordata; Mammalia; Carnivora; Mustelidae. The record is from RefSeq and is a predicted model, not a curated record.
UUGGCGGCGGCGACUCCCUCGCUCGUCCUCACUGCCGGCCGUCCCAGCUCCAGGCACCAUGUUCCCCGCGGUGUCCCCCAGCCACACCUUCCCCCGGCUCCCCCUGCUGCAGUUGCUGCUGCUGCUGGUGCAGGCCGUGGGGAAGGGGCUGGGCCGUGCUAGCCCGGCCGGGGGCCCCCUGGAAGAUGUAGUCAUCGAGAGGUACCACAUUCCCAGGACCUGUCCCCGGGAAGUGCAGAUGGGGGAUUUUGUGCGCUACCACUACAACGGCACUUUCGAGGAUGGCAAGAAGUUUGACUCGAGCUAUGACCGAAGCACCUUGGUGGCCAUCGUGGUGGGCGUGGGGCGCCUCAUCACUGGCAUGGACCGGGGCCUCAUGGGCAUGUGUGUCAACGAGCGACGACGUCUCAUUGUGCCCCCCCACCUGGGCUAUGGCAGCAUUGGUGUGGCGGGGCUCAUUCCCCCUGAUGCCACCCUCUACUUCGAUGUGGUCCUGCUGGAUGUGUGGAACCAGGCAGACACUGUGCAGGUGAGCACCUUGCUGCACCCAGCCCACUGCCCCCGCACUGUUCAGGACAGCGACUUUGUCCGCUACCACUACAACGGCACCCUGCUGGACGGCACCGCCUUUGACACCAGCUACAGUAGGGACGGCACUUAUGACACCUACGUUGGCUCUGGCUGGCUGAUCAAGGGCAUGGAUCAGGGGCUGCUGGGCAUGUGUCCUGGAGAGAGAAGGAAGAUCAUCAUCCCUCCGUUCCUGGCCUAUGGCGAGAAAGGCUAUGGGACUGUGAUCCCCCCGCAGGCCUCCCUGGUCUUCCACGUGCUCUUGAUUGACGUCCACAACCCUAAGGACACUGUCCAGCUGGAGACGCUGGAGCUACCUCCUGGCUGCGUCCGGAGAGCGGUAGCUGGAGACUUCAUGCGUUACCACUACAACGGGUCCCUGAUGGACGGCACCCCCUUUGAUUCCAGCUACUCCCGCAACCACACCUACAACACCUAUGUGGGGCAGGGUUACAUCAUCCCCGGGAUGGACCAGGGGCUGCAGGGCGCCUGCAUAGGGGAGCGCCGGAGGAUCACCAUCCCCCCCCACCUGGCCUAUGGGGAGAACGGAACUGGAGACAAGAUCCCUGGCUCUGCUGUGCUGAUCUUCGACGUCCACAUCAUUGACUUCCACAACCCUGCGGAUCCGGUGGAAGUCAAGAUUCUGUCCCCGCCCCCGGAGACCUGCAAUGAGACGGCCAAGCCUGGGGACUUUGUUCGCUACCACUACAACUGCUCCCUUCUGGAUGGCACCAAGCUCUUCUCCUCCCACGACUAUGGUGACCCCCAGGAGGCUACUCUGGGGGCCAACAAGGUGAUUGAGGGCCUAGACACGGGCCUGCAGGGCAUGUGUGUGGGAGAGAGGCGGCAGCUUGUGGUGCCCCCGCACUUGGCACACGGAGAGAGUGGAGCCCGGGGUGUCCCCGGCAGUGCAGUGCUGCUGUUCGAGGUGGAGCUGGUGUCCCGGGAGGAGGGGCUGCCCACAGGCUACCUGUUUGUGUGGCAUGAGGACCCUCCUGUCAACCUGUUCGAAGGCCUGGACCUCAAUAAGGAUGGCGAGGUCCCCCCAGAGGAGUUCUCCACCUUCAUCAAGGCUCAAGUCAGUGAGGGCAAAGGACGCCUCAUGCCUGGGCAGGACCCGGAGAAAACCAUAGCAGACAUGUUCCAGAACCAGGACCGCAACCAGGAUGGCAAGAUCACUGUGGAGGAGCUCAAACUGAAGUCAGACGAAGACCAAGAGCGGGUCCACGAGGAGCUCUGAAGGGUGGGGGCCUGGGCCCGGGCCCAGAUGCAAAGGCCCACUUCUGGGAGGACAGUGGGCAGUGGGACUGACCUCGUAAGAGUCAUCCUCCCCUGUGCUGGCAUGAUGUCUAGAAACAUCUAAAACAUGGUCAGAGGAGACAACUCUGGUCUUCCCACCAGUCCCAGAGUAAAAUCCAUGGCACAGAUCUCUACUCAGUUUUUCUCUUCUGACCCCAAACCCCUCCCUCAGAAGUUUUGGAGUCACAAAGCCAAGCUGGCCAUUGGCCGAGCCUGAGGGUUGAACAGGGCCAUUGCUGGCAUGUCACCCACACCUCCCCUCCACAUCACCAGACACUGAACAAGGCUGAGCUUGUCAUUCUUUCAUUUCCCCAAAUUUCCCUUUUUUCCAUACUUUUCCUUGCCAUCCCCAGCCACCCCCCUCCUGCCCCUAUUCCUGUGUCAUGGCAGCUCCCCAGGAACAUGAACCAGGACUGACCAGACUCUCAGCCUUUCUCUCUCAACUCUAGCUGGCUUCUAGGGAGGGCAGCGCCCCACCUGUCCCGUGUCCCCACACUUCCGCUGUCCACCCCCCACGAGGCCAGUAGGGGCUGGAGUGACCUUGGGGUGCAGCAUUCAGGGCUGGGCUUGUCAUUGCCUUUCACCCCUAAAGAAGGCUGUUUUCUCUAAGGGACAGAGAAGGGGAAGAAUAUGAAGUGGUUGGGGGCGAGGAUAACUACUUGGAUGGCUAUGACAUCCUUGGUUCAGGGCUGAGAUAAACUUGGAAUAAGGGCUCACUUGGGGUGAGAGGGGGGUAGGCAGAGCUCUGCACACUCAAAAGGCUAAAUUGGUGUCAGAUCCCUUUCUCCUUUGCACCAA